Molecule: messenger RNA, 949 nt
Organism: Abrus precatorius (Indian licorice)
Lineage: Eukaryota; Viridiplantae; Streptophyta; Magnoliopsida; Fabales; Fabaceae
Product: photosystem I reaction center subunit N, chloroplastic
Exons: 2
Coding region: 130-768 (212 amino acids)
Biological process (GO): photosynthesis
Cellular component (GO): chloroplast photosystem I
Source: RefSeq, a predicted model, not a curated record
ACAUCACUGGUAUCAUCCAUAGCCUCAAAGAAAAUAAUAAUAAUAAUAAUAACAACCCACGAAUCUUGGCCCUUGCAAAUUAAGCUGAUUUUCCUUUUGACUCACACACACCUUGCAUCCACCCCACAUAUGGCUGCCAUGAACUCUAGCGUAUUGGCCUGUAGCUAUGCCAUAUCGGGUGCAGCAUGUUCUGAGCUCAAUGCAAAGCUCAGUUCCGUGCCCUCUGUUGCACCCUCUUGUUACAAGUUGCCAGUGAUCAAGGCCCAAGAAGCCAGAGCUCCCAAAGCCAUGGAAUCUCAAGCAAGUGAAGGAAGAAGAACUGCCCUUGUUUUCUUGGCAGCCACCCUUUUCACCUCUGCAGCUGCAGCCUCCAAUUUUUCUGCCAAUGCUGGGGUCAUUGAUGAAUACCUUGAAAGGAGCAAGGCCAACAAGGAAUUGAAUGACAAGAAGAGGUUAGCUACUAGUGGAGCAAACUUUGCAAGAGCAUACACCGUGCAAUUUGGCAGCUGCAAGUUCCCUGAGAACUUCACUGGUUGCCAAGAUCUUGCCAAACAAAAGGUCACAGUUCUAGCCUGUGUUAUUUUAUCCCAAGUCUUGCAUUUUACCUUUUCUAAUUCUCUUUGUGUUGUGUUUUUUUUUUCCCUGCCCUUCCCCUCUUUUGGGUUUUUGUUUAAGCAGAAAGUGCCAUUCCUUACUGAAGAUUUAGAGCUUGAAUGCGAAGGAAAGGACAAAUACAAGUGCGGUUCUAAUGUUUUCUGGAAAUGGUGAAGGGGGGCAACAUUUUCAUGCGCAUUUUCUCUAUGAAAUGUAUCUAGCUGCUCCUUGAAAAUAUACCAUAUUUUUCUGGAUUGCUUUUAUUAUUAUAUUUUGAUUAUGUUGGUUUUGCUUGGUCACAAAAUGUGUAAAUUGGUCUUAUUUCCUCUAGAUUCGUUGAAAUUAAAUCUACGCU